Messenger RNA from Akanthomyces muscarius, 1599 nucleotides. RefSeq lists its product as uncharacterized. The transcript has 3 exons. NCBI's taxonomy places the organism in Eukaryota, Fungi, Ascomycota, Sordariomycetes, Hypocreales, Cordycipitaceae. The coding region runs from base 1 to 1599 and encodes 532 amino acids. Gene Ontology annotation, molecular function: zinc ion binding; RNA polymerase II cis-regulatory region sequence-specific DNA binding; DNA-binding transcription factor activity, RNA polymerase II-specific. The record is from RefSeq and is a predicted model, not a curated record. Gene Ontology annotation, biological process: negative regulation of transcription by RNA polymerase II; positive regulation of transcription by RNA polymerase II.
AUGACGGAGGCCUCACAACCAGUGGCAACCGCGUCGCAGCCACGAACAGCCUUACCCUCGCGGCCUCUAUCCAGAGGCCGCGAAGAAUCGGCUGCCACAAGCUCCUCGCGACCAUCGCCGGAUGGCGAGAAGCAAAGACGUCCCCUAAAGAGUGGCAGCAGAAGCCCAAGCGCGACUAGCGCCGCCGAACCAUCCACCAAAGGCGCCGGAACCAAGAAGAAGCAACAACCUGCGUCAUCGUCUGGCCACAGCCAGGUUUGCAGCAACUGUGGAACGACAGAAACGCCGCUAUGGAGAAGAUCCCCGCAAGGUGCUACCAUAUGCAACGCUUGUGGUCUCUAUCUGAGAGCCAGAAACUCGGCGCGACCAACGAAUCUGAAGAAGCCUCCAAAGGUAGUCUCUGCAGAACCAUCUAGAGAAAACCUGCCGAAGUCCGGUGGCUCUGGACAAGAUUCUGCGUCUAAAGUGGCUGGCGCGACCUACGUCGCUGCCGAGAAGACACCGUCAGGAACCUGCCCUGGAGGCGGCCGUUGUAAUGGAACGGGCGGUGCAGAGGGCUGUAAUGGGUGCCCUGCAUAUAAUAACCGCGUUUCAAAACUUAGCAUGCUGCAAAGGCAAGGUGGCUGUCAAGGAGGGGAUGAGCCAUCCGACGACGCUCCUGCCCCUAUCGAUAUCAAUGCGCUCCAGGCGCACAGUCAACAGUCCUCUGUGAUAAUUGCGUGCCAGAAUUGUGGUACUACGAUCACACCGCUAUGGAGACGAGAUGGAAAUGGUCAUGUCAUCUGCAAUGCAUGCGGUCUUUACUACAGGCUCCACGGAGUUCAUCGUCCAGUGACGAUGAAAAAAGCGACGAUCAAGAGACGCAAGAGAGUCAUUCCUGCAAACCAGGAGGAGGAAGGCGAAGACGAAGAUGUGGUAAUGGAAUCGCACAGCAACGAGACUACACCAGAACGAGGCACCAUUAAUGAUGACGGCUCUAUAAAUCUCGGAAUACGACGAAAGCCCGAAGAUCCUGUACCGAUGGAUUUGGACACACCUCGACAUCAAGUGAAGCAGCCAUCACCUCUGCCAACGUCAUUGCCGCCGGCUUCAGAUCUGGCAGCUUAUCGCCAAACGCCAUCCUCUGCUCGAAACGCGCAGCCUUCUCUAAACGAUGAGAACCGGUUACCGCCUCUCACAUCAAUGACAGCCGGCCCCGAAAGACAGUCGUCUGUUUCGCCGUCGUCAUUUAUCUCGCCGCGUAGAAAAAGAUCGUUCUCGACGACAGAUUCGGCUUCUGUCAUUGGCACAGAGGGUGGCUACGACAGUGCGAAGCGUGUGUCUUCUAUCAGGGAUAUCCUGAAUCCAGCAUCUAGCUCGUACGAGGGAAGAGAUGGCAGAUCGGAGUACUCGCUUCCACCGAUGAGAUCACCGGCCGAAGGAUUUACGCCGGUUAAUAGGCCAAGUGCUUAUUCUUCACGCGAUGGUACCCCGACAAGCAAUAGUCAUGAUGGCGAUCAUAGAGCAGAACGAACGCAGCUGCUGGAAAGAGAGACGGAAAGGAUCCGCGAAAUGCUCGCCGCAAAGGAGCGAGAGCUGUACAAACUCAGGACCGGAUAA